Molecule: messenger RNA, 6716 nt
Organism: Coregonus sp. 'balchen'
Lineage: Eukaryota; Metazoa; Chordata; Actinopteri; Salmoniformes; Salmonidae
Source: the annotation of a GenBank genome assembly
AUGGAGCUUCUGCUCUCUAUAGCCACCCUCUCCCCAGUGACACAGAGAUUGCAGGCGGGCAGCAGCACUGGAGACAUGCGGAAACAGGGCCCACAGGCCUGUGUGUGGGACCACAACUAAAGGCUAAAGGAUCUUAAACACUCCCGCAGGAACUAAUGGUGUGGACAGAAGCCCAGCCCAAACCGUUGGCGUGAAGAACAUAACCAUGGAGCAAGCCAUGGAAGUCAUUGGUUUGUCAGGGAUAUACAGUGAGGGAAAAAAGUAUUUGAUCCCCUGCUGAGUUGUACGUUUGCCCACUGACAAAGAAAUGAUCAGUCUAUAAUUUUAAUGGUAGGUUUAUUUGAACAGUGAGAGACAGAAUAACAACAACAAAAAUCCAGAAAAACACAUGUCAAAAAUGUUAUAAAUUGAUUUGCAUUUUAAUGAGGGAAAUAAGUAUUUGACCCCCUCUCAAUCAGAAAGAUUUCUGGCUCCCAGGUGUCUUUUAUACAGGUAACGAGCUGAGAUUAGGAGCACACUCUUAAAGGGAGUGCUCCUAAUCUCAGUUUGUUACCUGUAUAAAAGACACCUGUCCACAGAAGCAAUCAAUCAAUCAGAUUCCAAACUCUCCACCAUGGCCAAGACCAAAGAGCUCUCCAAGGAUGUCAGGGACAAGGCUGGAAUGGGCUACAAGACCAUCGCCAAGCAGCUUGGUGAGAAGGUGACAACAGUUGGUGCGAUUAUUCGCAAAUGGAAGAAACACAAAAGAACUGUCAAUCUCCCUCGGCCUGCGGCUCCAUGCAAGAUCUCACCUCGUGGAGUUGCAAUGAUCAUGAGAACGGUGAGGAAUCAGCCCAGAACUACACGGGAGGAUCUUGUCAAUGAUCUCAAGGCAGCUGGGACCAUAGUCACCAAGAAAACAAUUGGUAACACACUACGCCGUGAAGGACUGAAAUCCUGCAGUGCCCGCAAGGUCCCCCUGCUCAAGAAAGCACAUAUACAUGCCCGUCUGAAGUUUGCCAAUGAACAUCUGAAUAAUUCAGAGGAGAACUGGGUGAAAGUGUUGUGGUCAGAUGAGACCAAAAUGGAGCUCUUUGCCAUCAACUCAACUCGCCGUGUUUGGAAGAGGAGGAAUGCUGCCUAUGUCCCCAAGAACACCAUCCCCACCGUCAAACAUGGAGGUGGAAACAUUAUGCUUUGGGGGUGUUUUUCUGCUAAGGGGACAGGACAACUUCACCGCAUCAAAAGGACGAUGGACGGGGCCAUGUACCGUCAAAUCUUGGGUGAGAACCUCCUUCCCUCAGCCAGGGCAUUGAAAAUGGGUCGUGGAUGGGUAUUCCUGCAUGACAAUGACCCAAAACACACGGCCAAGGCAACAAAGGAGUGGCUCAAGAAGAAGCACAUUAAGGUCCUGGAGUGGCCUAGCCAGUCUCCAGACAUUAAUCCCAUAGAAAAUCUGUUGAGGGAGCUGAAGGUUGGAGUUGCCAAACGUCAGCCUCGAAACCUUAAUGACUAGGAAAAGAUCUGCAAAGAGGAGUGGGACAAAAUCCCUCCUGAGAUGUGUGCAAACCUGGUGGCCAACUACAAGAAAUGUCUGACCUCUGUGAUUGCCAACAAGGGUUUUGCCACCAAGUACUAAGUCAUGUUUUGCAGAGGGGUCAAAUACUUAUUUCCCUCAUUAAAAUGCAAAUCAAUUUCUAAAAUUUUUGACAUGUGUUUUUCUGGAUUUUUUUUGUUUUUAUUCUGUCUCUCACUGUUCAAAUAAACCUACCAUUCAAAUUAUAGACUGAUCAUUUCUUUGUCAGUGGGCAAACGUACAAAAUCAGCAGGGGAUCAAAUACUUUUUUCCCUCACUGUAUUAACCCAACUGCAACUGGAUCCCACUGAUGCCAGCAAAUGUUAAGAUAUUUACAUUGGGUUAAAGUCAUUCUUUCUACAGUGUUUGUCCUUGUCUGAACCUUGAUAUCAAGUUGCAUUGUCACAUGCAAAGUCCCCACAGAACUCCAUACAUUGUAACUGUGGGCUUUAGAACAGCUGUAUGGCUGAGGAUAUACAGUACCAGUCAAAAGUUUGGACACACCUACUCAUUCAAGGGUUUUUCUAGAUUUUUACUAUUUUCUACUUUGUAGAAUAAUAGUGAAGACAUCAAAACUAUGAAAUAACACAUAUGGAAUCAUGUAGUAACCGAAAAAGUGUUAAAGAAAUCAUAAUAGAUUUGAGAUUCUUCAAAGUAGCCAACCUUUGCCUUGAUGACAGCUUUGCACACUCUUGGCAUUCUCUCAACCAGCUUCACCUGGAAUGCUUUUCCAACAGUCUUGAAGGAGUUCCCACGUAUGCUGAGCACUUGUUGGCUGCUUUUCCUUCACUCUGCGGUCCAACUCAUCCCAAACCAUCAAUUGGGUCAGGUUGGGUGAUUGUGGAGGCCAGGUCAUCUGAUGCAGCACUCCAUCACUCUCCUUAUUGGUCAAAUAGCCCUUACACAGCCUGGAGGUGGGUUGGGUCAUUGUCCUGUUGAAAUACAAAUGAUAGUCCCACUAAGCGCAAACCAGAUGGGAUGGCGUAUCGCUGCAGAAUGCUGUGGUAGCCAUGCUGUUUAAGUGUGCCUUAAAUUCUAAAUAAAUCACUGACAGUGUCACCAGCAAGGCACCCCCACACCAUCACACCUCCUCCUCCAUGCUUCACGGUGGGAAACACACAUGCGGAGAUCAUCCGUUCACCUGCUCUGCGUCUCACAAAGACACAGCGGUUGGAACCAAAGGACUCAUCAGACCAAAGGACAGAUUUCCACCGGUCUAAUGUCCUUUGCUCGUGUUUCUUUGCCCAAACAAGUCUCUGCUUCUUAUUGGUCUCCUUUAGUAAUGGUUUAUUUGCAGCAAUUCGACCAUGAAGGCCUGAUUCACACAGUCUCCUCUGAACAGUUGAUAUUGAGAUGUGUCUGUUACUUGAACUCUGUGAAGCAUUUAUUUGGGCGGCAAUUUCUGAGGCUGGUAACUCGAAUUAACUUAUCCUCUGCAGCAGAGGUAACUCUGGGUUUUCCUUUCCUGUGGCAGUCCACAUGAGAUCCAUUUUCAUCAUAGCGCUUGAUGGUUUUUGUGACUGCACUUGAAGAAACUUUCUUUCUUGAAGUUUUUCAGAUUGACUGAUCUUCAUGUCUUAAAGUAUUGAUGGACUGUCGUUUCUCUUUGCUUAUUUUAGCUGUUCUUGCCAUAAUAUGGACUUGGUCUGUUACCAAAUAGGGCUUUCUUCUGUAUACCAACCCUACCUGUCACAACACAACUGAUUGGGUCAAAUGCAUUAAGAAGGAAAGAAAUUCCACAAAUUAACUUUUAAGAAGGCACACCUGUUAAUUGAAAUGCAUUCCAUGUGCCUACCUCAUGAAGCUGGUUGAGAGAAUGCCAAGUGUGUACAAAGCUGUCAUCAAGGCAAAGGGUGGCUACUUUGAAGAAUCUCAAAUAUAAAAUAUAUUUUGAUUUGUUUAACACUUUUUUGGUUACUACAUGAUUCCGUAUGUGUUAUUUCAUAAUGUUGAAGUCUUCACUAUUAUUCUACAAUGUAGGUGUGUCCAAACUUUUGACUGGUACUGUAUAUCAAAAGAUUCAGUUGUGGAGAAAAGUUUGGGGUUGAUUUUGUCUGUUAGGAGAAACAGACAUGUACGUGCCAUGGCCUCAGAUCCUGUGGUUUGAUGAGACUAUCACAAUUUGAUAUUUUAUCUUUUAACCCCAAAAAAGUUUCUGUCUGCCGAGAAUAGUCUCUCCUGGGAGACGAGCUUUAGAGUGUGUGAGGCAGAGUAGUCAUACAGUAUCUGUCAGAGUGUUGAUGGACUGUCCUGUGGAUCAGCCUCAGUCUGGACUCCUGGCUCUCUGCACAUUGGUAUUCUGCUGAGGUUGAUGGGAAGCAGGUCUGGCAGUGCCUCUGGCAUGCACUCUGACGGGGUGAUUUUACCACCUCUCCUCAGAGGAAACAGACAGUCACUGCCUCUUGCACUCCUCACGUAACCUUGUAAAACCAUCCGGAAGUCUCGCAAGCUUACAUUCUGUUUCGCUACAGUGCAUCGGUAAUCAGCCGGUAAUUAUGAGGCUAUUCCUCAUGCAUUGCACUGUGUGUGUGUGUGUGCGCGCGCCCCCUGGGAGAUGUGAGCUAACAUGAGGGCUGUAUUGCAUUGUGCUGUCAGUGAAUAGAAGGAAUGCUGUUCUUCCUCCUCUGCAGGGCCAGCAUUGUGCAGAGGAGGAUAAUUUACUUCCAGGAUGAAGGCUCCCUUACUGUCAGACUGUGUGAGAAAGGUACAGCAUAUCUGUCCUAUACGAAUAUGACUUCUCACAGAACAACCCCAUGCUUUUUAUAUGAUCUGUUACUGUAGUAGAUUAUAAUGAAGAUACUGUAUGUAGUCAUAUUAAAAAACAAUAUUUAUAUUAGGUCAAGCAAGAUCACCAUUCUUAUCUUCACUUUGUAUGCGUGUGUGUGUGGGGGGGGGGGGGGGGGGGGGGGGGGGGGGUCGUGUGUGUGUGCGUGUGCGUGUGUGUGUGUUUCAGAGGCUGUGUUUGGGGAGACCACAGAGAAGCCCCCUCCGGAAUGCUGUGCCUGUGGGACGGCCAAGUACAGAGUCACCUUCUAUGGGAACUGGUCGGAGAAGAUUCACCCUAAAGACUACCCCAGUAAGUCCUCCACUGCAGUCGUAUAUGUACACCCCCACACACUGCACAUUACUGUACAACUUCCCACCUGUUGCUCAACUGUCAAUUUGCUCUGGAGAGUGAAAGGAGCUGCACCAUUAUAGUCAUGAAGCAAGACAUUGUGGUUUGGAAGAAACACGAAAAGGUUACAUUUUACCCUGGACAUAUUUACUGUCUGUUGACUAGAGUAACAUACUGCAUGAAAGAACAGCACACCGUAGUUUAGAGCAGUGGUUCCCAACUUUUUCUGAACCGUGGCGCACCUUGAUAGGAUAUUAAAUUCUGCGGCACACCUAAAAUGUCCCUUCUAAUUUAUUUAGUGGUAAUGAUCUCAUCUGAUCCAUACUGCAAAUCAUCUAUUAUCUGUGACAUUUCUUAUAGGUUUGUUUUCAUAGUUCCUUACUCAUGAUGGUUAAUUUGUGUGUACCCCUUUAAGAGCUUCCUAUCAAUCUGUGCCAGAUAGAAGAACAUGUAGCUCUGGUAAAAUAGGUCUUUAGUUUUGAACGGUUUGGGCUAAAGAUGAGCUGCUUUCUGCAUUGUAAAGGUACAACCAUGGACGCAAAGCCAUGCUCUGUUUGGUUAUAUGGCAGAGGCUGUGGCAUAGCUAAGCCCAGAGCCAUAUAUUAAGAAAGAAAUGACUAAUCAGACUAGCCUGUUCUAAUCGUUUUCACAGACAAAGCAAAAUUAUACAAAUGAGUUUGCUCGUGAUGCGCACCCCUCAAAAUGAUACAAACAUAACAGCCUGAGUGUAUUGGACUUGAAACAACAAUACAGAUGUAAUCAUGUGCAAUGUAAUGUAUUAUCAGACCAGCACUAGUGCUCCCAAGUCAAAAUUCCAUGUGCAUUCCGCAGGUCACGUUUAUAAGUGUAAAAAAAAAAAAAAAAAGAUUAGGAAAGGUUUUGCUGCACACACGAGAGUUCCUCACGGCAAACCAGUUUGGAACCACUGGUUUAGAGGAUUUCUCUCAAAUUAUUUGUGUGUUGUUGGGAUUUAAACAUCAUUUUCAGUAAGCCUAAGUCAGUAAAACAGUAUGAUAUUGGAUAGCUGUUAUGAUACAGUGUCCUCUUUUGGAGCUGAUGAUCCGAACCGCACACAUAUUCCCUGCAGUCAGUGUUAGGUAGUCACAGCUUACAAAAGGAAUCGCCAUAAAUAAUUUGAGACGGGAAGAGGCUCUUUUGGCAGGAAAUAAGAAAAGAGUUUUGGUACAUUAUAGCACAUCACAGGGAUUCUCUAUAGGCCUGAUGGGUUUAAAGAGAUUAAAUGUAUAGUUUACCUUUCCCUCCAGAUUUAUAUAUCAUCUUUCACGGAGGAAAAUGAAUCAUGGAAAAAUGUUAUUACAUUCAAGAGUUUCUGAGGAGAGUCCUGAGUGACCAAAGUAAAAACUAUUCUAUAUACAAAUUGGUUGGUGUGUGUGUAGUGUGACAGGGUCUAUUCCAGCCUCAACUCUUUCAGUAAUGAUGAGGGCUCCACCAGUGGAAGUGCAGGCCUGUCACAGUAUAUCUAACAGUGGCCUUCCAGCCACAUGCAUGGCUAAUGAACACUGUCUCCACCACUCUGCUGUUAGCCUCACACGCCCAGCAGACACAGUUAAAGCCAGGAGCGAUCUGUCAGCCUCUACACCUACAGAUGUAGGAUCUUAAUUUGAGCCAGUUUGCUACAGCAGGAAAAUAGUCCUGCAGUAACAGAAAAUGUGAAUUAUUAUGUGGAUUCUAAUUAAUCAAAAAUGUUGUAGGGGUUGAUACAUUAUUCGUAAGGGAAAAUCAAGUCUGAAAUUUCAAAGUGGAAAUUGCAAACUUCAGUAGCCUUUUUAAACUUAAAAGUUAUCCUGCAACAGGGUGAUCAAAUUAAGAUCCUGCAUCUGUACACAGACAGACAUACACACAGGCAACAUUGUUUCUUUGUCUCCACCCUAUACAGGACGUGCCAAUCAUUGGUCAGCCCUCAUCGGGGCGUCCCACUCCAGGAGCUAUGUCCUGUGGGAGUACGGUGGCUUUGCCAGCGAAGGGGUGAAACAGGUAGCAGAGCUGGGGUCUCCAGUUAAGAUGGAGGAGGAGAUAAGACAGAAG